AACGAACCAUGUCAGCAUCCGCAGCGCUUGUAAAAAGGCGCUUUGUGCAUCCCUAAUCCGCUGUGAUGUCACCGCGCAGGAGGAGGGGCCCCGCUGUCUGCUUUAACCCGGCAAUUUGUCGUCGUCCCUCCGGACGAAACAAACCGCAGCAAGCCGACCGAGCGAGCGGGCACCGGGGGUGGGUAGAAGGUGCAUGGAGGCAGGGAUGUAUAGGGCCGGAGAAGGUCCUCUCUUCUACUGACGAGAAGGAGUGCUGUCAGCAUUGCUGCAGAAAUUGAAGAGGUCGGGGGUCAGCCUGUUAGUGCUCAGAUCAUACGCCGCACUCUACAUCAAAUUGGUGUGCAUGGCUGUCACCCAAGGAGGAAGCCUCUUCUGAAGACGGGUUUCCAUGUAGGGGAAAGGACUAUGUUUUAAAAAUUGGAGCACGCUACCUCAGUAAAAUGAGCCAUAAGUAUCCGGAAGAGCGGAGUGGGGAAGUGGAUGACGAAUGCUCUGUUGCUCCAGUUUCUCAGAGGACUAGGCAGAAUAACAGUUCAGUGCCUGGAGAACCUCCUUUACGUCGACCCUGGAGGCCAUGUCAGAUGCUCAGUCCAGAUGGAGAGUUGAAUCCGCAUCAUCAUCACCAUCAUCAAACUCAUCAUCAUCAUCAUCAUCACCAACCUGCAGGCCGUGGUGGUCCACACCGUCAACGCCGGCGUCCACCAUCAGAUCAGGCCCAAGGCCAAAGUCAGGCUAAUUUUCCCAGUUCUGCCUCAGAACCAAUUCUUUCCAGUGAAAGUCAAGCCACAAAACCACGUCCUGUCCCACAGCUCCGGCCUGCUGUCACCCGUUACCGCCGUCGUGGUGACCCAAAUCCAAGACUCAAAGGGCAAAGACAGAAGCCACUAAACAAAGAGAUACAAGAAUCUAAGGAAUCAGCACUUGCAGAGCACAGAGAAGGUCAUGGAGAAAUUAGAAAUCAGCAAAAGAAUACAGAACCACUCCAGGACAGAACGUCUUCUCCCCAAACUCCUGUUGCUUCGAUCAACACAACGGACCACUCACCUGGACCAGCGAGUCAUGACCUUCAAUUAGAGAUCCAAGAAAAUGAUGUGGUCUGUAAAGAAAAUAUGAAAGAAGUUAUGGAGAAUAAAGAACAUGGACCAGUUGGCCAUUUGGAAGAUCAUUACUCGGCUAAAGAUCACUCUUGUUGCGCGCAUGACGACAUGCAGGCGGUUCAAGAUGGAUCAGAGGUAUGUGCAGCCAAGGAGGUGGAAAAUCAUGAGGAAGAGCUGGAUGUUUUGGAAGUUGAAGCUCAGGGGAGUGAAAUCACAGAUCUCUGCUCAGACACAGAAAGUGCAGCCUCUCUGAGUAAUGAUGGACCUCUUCAUAGCCCACCGCCACUCCAGUCCCCUACCCCACCAUCGUCCCCCGACACACCGCUUUUUCCUCAUCUGGACCACUUUGGUGAGGAAACCAGUAUGAGCCCUCUGCCUGACAAUGACAUGCUGCCUGAAGACGAAGACGACUGCGCCGAAUCAACCUUGGAAUAUUACCCUAAAACCUAUGCAGACUUUUAUACAGAGUCCCACCAAAAGUCCUUUGUGGAGCCGGUAGAAAAUUCUGAGACAAAAUCCCAUCCCAAAUCUUUUCCAGAACCUCUUAAGACAUCCUAUUCAGAAGCACUCAGAGAUACUUGCAUGCAGUCUCAUCAGAAGUCUGAGCCGAAUGAAACCCAGCAAGGGUUCCACCAUAAACCAUUUACCAGCCAUAGACAGGAGGAUUUCCAAAAAUCCUCUCCUAUGAAGGGACCCCAUCACGUACCAAAGCGGGGCAAAGACCGAGGUUACCAUCCAUCUCAAGUGGAUAGCUCUGUCGGCUGCCGACUACACCACUAUGAUGGUCAGUCUGACGGAGAGGGGGGUAGUGCUAAUCAAAGCCCCAUUCAGAAAAGUUUGAGGCAUGUACCUCGACAAGCAGAUGCACAGACGAAAAAUUCAUCAUCUGUCCAGAGGGUCUUAGAAGAGACCAAAGAUGAGGUUUGCCUCUCAGCAGAGGAAUGUACAAAAGUCCCAGGCGACGCCAUCAGCUUAGUAAUUAAAGACAUAAGGGAGGCCAUCGAAGAGGUUAAGACCAAGACGAUAAGGUCCCCCUACACACCCGACCAGCCUGUAGAGCCCAUUUGGGUAAUGAGACAGGAAAUCAGCCCUAUAGAGGAAGUCGAUCCACUGCAAAUGAUGACAGGCCAUUCUAUUUCCAGGUCUCCAUCCCAACAUGGAUCCGUGUCAGAUCAGGAAUCUGGCAGUCCACUGAAUAUCGAGUCAUCUAGAUCGCUCCAUUCUCAACAAUAUCAAGAGCAUCAGUCCGAAGGACGUCACAUGAGAGGGGAUGCCAUCACGCAACCGCAAUUAUAUGUGCAACCUAAUCAAACACAACCACAGCAUCCUCCUCAGCAGCCAAGGCAUCAAGUUCAACCAGCUCCACAGCAGCCACCUGUGCAAGAGAUUCGCAGAUCUCUCCCGUCAUUUCCCACAUUUGUUGAUGUCCCAGGUCCAUGUGACCCUGAUGAUCUUAUUGACGGCAUCAUCUUUGCCGCAACCUACCUGGGCUGCACACAUCUGCUGUCAGAGCGGACACCCACAAAGAGUGCCCGCAUGCAACAAGCGCAAGAAGCCAUGAAUAGAGUGCAGGCAGCUCAGAAGCAAGCAAAGAACAGGAAAAAUAGUCCUGACAGUGAGAGUGCUCCAUGUACCGCUGAGGUAGAUCUAUUCAUGUCCACACAAAGAAUCAAAGUCCUCAAUGCAGAUACUCAGGAGUCCUUAAUGGAUUUGCCGCUGAGGACCAUCUCAUACAUAGCCGACAUUGGCAACAUGGUGGUCCUGAUGGCCAGAGGGAAGAUGGUCCGUUCCCGUAGUGCGCAAGAAAACUUGGAGCACACAGCUGAGCAAACCACCAUGUCCAAUGAUGACAGACGGCUCUACAGGAUGAUCUGUCAUGUUUUUGAGUCGGAAGAUGCCCAGCUGAUUGCGCAGUCCAUUGGUCAGUCCUUCAGUGUGGCCUAUCAGGAAUUCCUCAGGGCCAACGGCAUCGACCCCGAGGAUCUGAGCCAGAGGGAGUAUAGCGACCUACUCAACACUCAGGACAUGUACAACGAUGACCUCAUCCACUUCUCCAAGUCUGAGAACUGUAGAGAUGUUUACAUUGAGAAGCAGAAGGGGGAGAUAUUGGGUGUGGUGAUAGUGGAAUCAGGCUGGGGAUCCAUCCUCCCGACAGUCAUUAUAGCCAGUAUGAUGCACGCCGGUCCCGCUGAGAAAUCCGGUCGACUCAACAUCGGUGAUCAAAUAAUGACUGUCAACGGCACCAGCCUAGUGGGUUUACCGCUUAGCACCUGCCAGAGCAUCAUCAAGGGGCUUAAGUCUCAGUGCAGGAUCAAGAUGAACAUUGUCCGGUGCCCUCCUGUUACCAUGGUGCUCAUUCGCAGGCCAGACCUCAGAUAUCAACUGGGCUUUAGUGUCCAGAACGGCAUUAUCUGCAGCUUAAUGAGGGGAGGAAUCGCAGAGAGGGGCGGUGUUCGCGUUGGCCAUCGCAUCAUCGAGAUCAACGGACAGAGUGUCGUGGCGACACCUCACGAGAGGAUUGUUCAGAUCCUAUCAAACGCCAUGGGGGAGAUCCAUAUGAAGACGAUGCCUGCAGCCAUGUACCGCCUACUUACAGCACAGGAGCAACCUGUCUACUUAUGAGCACACGUUUUUUUGUCUCUUCAUCAUCCAGCUUUCACUCCUUUAAGUAGCGUCCACCUCUUAGCAACCUGUUCAUCAUCACGCUAAUUGCCUUAAUCUGUACAGUGCACAACAUAGACAUCAACAGCAUAAUUUUUGUUUUUUGAGCUAUGUGCUCCUGUGAUGUGGUACAAUAUGUUGGACCAAAGAUAAAUCGACGGUCUUAUUGUGUAUAUGUAGGCAGGAAAGAGAGUAAAUGUUAUUUUGGUCUAAUAGCUAUAAUAUCUGAAUGUAUAUCAUCAUGUUGGACCUAAAUAUUGUCAGGGCAACGCAAAUGUUUAACAAGUGAAGCAAAGCAUGUUCAUUACUGCUUAAUAAACUCAAAGCCAUCACCAACAACAUCUGGUUUUCAGAUUUGUAUUUGACAUACUUGUGGAUGCAGUGUCUAAUUGAAGAUUUAUGCAACUUCAAUUACUUUAUACUUAGUACCAGUGGUUGAAUGUAAUCGAAGUACUUACUGUACUUAAGUACAUUGUUGUGUAUCUGUACUUUACAUGGGUACAAAUAUGAAGUGGUACUUUUGACUUUACUAUAUUUUACAGCAUGAAUCUGUACUUUUAACUUCACUACUUUUCGAAUUGUCCCCUGCGUUAAACGCAGAAGUGGGUAGUAACGCGUUACAUGUACUCUGUUACAUUUACUUGAGUAAUGUUUUCAGAAAAAUGUACCGCUAAGAUUAGUUUUAUUAAGCCACUUUUUACUUUUACUUGAGUAGAUUUGUGAGGGAAAAAAACUAUUACUCCACUACUUUGGACUACACAAGAGUUGUUACAUUUUUCCUCUUUAUUCUACAUAUUAUCAUUUUUUUUUGCUAGUGAUGCUAUUGCCAUGAGUAGCGCUACUAAUUUCACCAAUGACACGUCACAACAAUCAGAGGCGUCGCGUCCCAUUAGGCAAACCAGGCAAUUGCCUAGGGCCCCCAGCCAGCAGGGCCCCCCAGAGGGCCACAGAUUUAGCACACGCAGCUUUACUGCACUGUCGCAGCGACAAGUGUAGGGAGUGUCAAUACCAUGGAAUCAUUUGGCAGAUUAUCUAAUGAUUCUGUUAUCAAUCCCAAUCAGCACGAGCCAUGUCACUUAGAUUAUACAUGUUUAAGAAAGUCCAAUCAGCUAUCAAUACCACAUGAUUGUUUAAAGAGUGACUCAUCAAGUACUCUCUGGAAAGUCCUUGCAGAGUUGUUUUACGUUGAUUUUUACAGGCCACCUCAUUAUUCAUGUGACUACUCAAAGAAAUUGUGAUUUUUCAAAAAAAAAAAAAAAAAAAAAAGUCUAUUAAUGGUAUCUAUCAUAUUCCUUGUUGAAUACUCUAUAUGCAUCUAAAAUAAUCCUAAACGAUUUAAUUAGCAAUUUUAAUACUCCUUUUAGCAAGGUUCCUUGGGUAUGCGUAUGUUCCAAUAGCAACCAGUCCUGUUAUUGUCCUACGUCACAAGCGCUGCGUAUUCUGGGAGCGAGAAUAGGCGUAAGGUGCGCAUUUCGAGCAGAGAGUAAUCUUGAGUGCUUCCAUGAACAAAUGUAAGUAC
Molecule: messenger RNA, 5277 nt
Organism: Corythoichthys intestinalis (scribbled pipefish)
Lineage: Eukaryota; Metazoa; Chordata; Actinopteri; Syngnathiformes; Syngnathidae
Product: amyloid-beta A4 precursor protein-binding family A member 1-like
Exons: 14
Coding region: 441-3719 (1092 amino acids)
Biological process (GO): chemical synaptic transmission
Cellular component (GO): plasma membrane; cytoplasm; dendritic spine
Molecular function (GO): protein binding; amyloid-beta binding
Source: RefSeq, a predicted model, not a curated record